Molecule: messenger RNA, 316 nt
Organism: Blepharisma stoltei
Lineage: Eukaryota; Ciliophora; Heterotrichea; Heterotrichida; Blepharismidae
Source: the annotation of a GenBank genome assembly
AUGGCUUAUGAGGGCGGAGGAAGCAUUUUACCUUUAAGUAAAAAAUAGAUAGAAAUGCUUGACAAAUGCAUUGGGCAAAAAGUUUGAUUGAUUUUAAGGGAUGAUAGAGAAUUUUGUGGAGUUUUAAAGGGGCAUGAUGAGUAUUUUAAUAUGGUUCUACAAGAAGUCAAGGAAUAGUAAUGAAUUAAUAGGUGAGCUUGUAGAAAAUCAAAGAAUUCUGACGACAAGGCAUAGCAUCCUGCUUAAUGGAGCCAAUAUUUUGAUGGUAACGCUUACGCAGAUUGUUCCUGGAAGUGAGCCUGAUUAUGAUAGUUAA